UUCCCGUGAUGGUGGGAGGAUGAUGAUAAGUGACUUAUCAUAGUAGUAACUUUGUCCUUAUCUUCGCUGCAUUCCGUAGCGGUGGUAUUAUUGACUAGUUUGUUUGUGCUGCAAUUCACCACCACCACCACCGGCUCGACGUUACUUAUCUGGUGUUACAAUUUAGUUCAGCUAACUGACUGAAGAAAGAAGUGACUGCCGGAUGGCUGGAUUGGAUGCGGAAAAGCUGAGGUGAAAUCUGGUCAGGUCAGCCGUUCUGGCUGACAAUUCUUCAUCAAUUGUCUUCAAGGUCAAGGACAGGAAUGGCACGGUAUCGCGGACAAGUUCAAGGGGGGAAAGGUCACCAGCAAGCGGCAGGAACCGGUCCGGCAGCCAAAAGUACAAUGUCCACGGGGGCAAAACGUCAACAGAAACGGAAGCUCUCCGACGCCGAGGAGGAUGACUUAACGUCGUCCAACGGGCACAGUGGGAGCGAAGGGAAAACCGGGAUACCUUCCGUGAACAGGGUCAACCUGCGGAAACCCGGGUAUCGAAAUCAUCACGGCGGUGCUACCGGACGCCAGAAAUCGUUCACGUUUAACAAACUACUUUCCACCUGUGGGAUAAGCACAAUUGUAGCAUUUGUAGCGUAUUAUGGUUAUCUUGGAUAUUUAGAGACUAGAAUUUCAACUCCUCUGCAAGUAGAUAAGGUAGUCGUCCGUGCAGGGCUUGAUAUUCCCGAACGGUUUUGGGGGUCUUAUCGACCCGGCGUCUACUUUGGGAUGAAGCAUCGAAGUCCAAAGUCCUUGCUCACUGGGUUCAUGUGGCUCCUCCCUUCUCUAGUCAGGCCAGGAGAACCCAACUUACGGCACUUGUGCGAACAAGGUGACGGCCUAACGAAGUACGGCUGGGUUGAGCAUGACGGCGUAAACUUUGGGGUUCAGGAAAUCAUUGAUCAUCACAUGAAAUUGACAACGUCUUUCGUUAAAGCUCAUCACGGGAAGAAAGGUGGCGAUUGGACGUCACGAAUCGAAGUUCAACCUCUGGCGACUACAAAUCAUCCCCAGUCGACCACGAAGGAGGAAGUCGUGCUCCUCUACUACGUCGCUUUGGAAGCCGGCAUGGGUGGGAAUCUCGUUCCCGAAUAUUACGGCGACAUUCUCAAAUCCGUCGAAGGUUACACGCCCGAGUUGGGAAAGUUCACGAUAAAGUUCAUCAACAACAAUAACGUUUUAAAGUCUUCAUUUAUCCAAACAAGUCUGGAUUCCAUGACUGCCGCUUCAAACACCGUGCUCUCGAGCAUGGCGACCACCUCGGUUUCCGAAAAGCAGUGGUUGUUCUUCCUCAAAAAUAGGAAUCAGCCAGACUCGAACCCUCAAAACUUUCUUGUUUAUCAGGUUCACGUCAAGGGUCACUUUAGUAUGGACAUUGUAUACGAGUCUGAAAGCGGGGUCGUCCCUUCCAAGAAACUUUUAUCGGGGGACAUGUACAGCGAAAUGUUGCAAUCGUACAGGGACCGAUUUUCCGACAAGUUCGAGACGACCUUUCACCUGGAGAAGAAAGGCUUUAAUAAAACCUCGAUUCACUUUGCCAAAGCUGCCCUUAGCAACCUCAUCGGAGGGAUUGGUUACUUCCACGGCCAUUCGAAAGUCCAGUCGCCUUACAACUCUGCCCCUGUGCCGUACUGGACGUCCAGUCUGUACACGGCCGUCCCCUCGAGAAGCUUCUUCCCCCGCGGGUUCCUCUGGGACGAGGGCUUCCAUCUCCUCCUCAUCAACAAGUGGAACCCUGAAAUCUCCAUCGACAUCAUUUCCCACUGGCUCGACAUGAUGAACACGGAAGGCUGGAUCCCCCGAGAACAGAUUCUUGGCGACGAGGCCUUGUCCCGAGUCCCGGAGGAGUUUGUCGUCCAACGGAACGACGUCGCCAAUCCUCCCACGCUCAUCAUGGCGGUGUUCGACCUCAUCCAACGCCACCGCGAAUGGCUCCUGAUCAAUCAUAAGGCCACCUUGCAGCGAAUGUGGCCCCGCUUGUCGACCUGGUACCAGUGGCUGAAUAAGACCCAGAUGGGAGAGACGCCCUUCACUUAUCGCUGGCGAGGUCGAAAUGCUUCCACCCUGCGGGAACUCAAUCCCAAAACGUUAGCCUCCGGGUUGGACGAUUACCCCCGAGCGUCCCACCCCACCGAGGACGAGCGCCACUUGGACCUCCGCUGUUGGAUGUCUCUCUGUUCUAAACUGAUGGGCGAGCUGGCCGAACUUUUGGACUAUGACGCCACCCGGUUUCGCUACACAUAUGAAAAGCUCACGGAUCAAGACCUCCUCGACAAGCUCCACUGGUCACCGAAACUCGGAGCUUAUACCGAUUAUGGAAACCAUUCAGAUAAAGUCGUACUAAAACAAGCACCCGUCAUUCCCCCGAAAAGCGGGCAACGUCCGGUCCAACCUCAAGAAAAGGUUCGGCACGCCGUGCAACCACCGGAACUCGGUUUUGUCAACAUGUUCGGCUACGUCAGCUUGUUCCCCUUGAUUUUGGGGAUUUUGAAACCCGACUCGCCCACCUUCACGGCCACCCUGGACAAGUUGGAUAACCCCAAAUUGCUCUGGACCCCGUACGGGCUUCGUUCCCUGGCCGCCAAUGCGCCCCUGUACAACAAGCGGAACACGGAGCAUGACCCGCCCUACUGGCGAGGCCCCGUCUGGAUCAACGUCAACUUCCUCACGCUCAAAGCCCUGCAUGACUACUCGAAAAUGGGCGGAAGUGGGGCCGUCUUGGCGAAGGAGAAGUAUCACAAGUUACGGGAGAACGUGGUCAAUAACGUGGUCAGUCAGUACCACAAGACGGGCUACGUUUGGGAGCAGUACGACGACGCGACAGGGAAAGGGAAGGGUUGCCGACCCUUCACCGGCUGGUCGUCGCUCGUUGUUCUGAUGAUGGCGGAAGAAUAUUGAGGCUAAUGAUAUCUAUUCUAUGUGUAGCAGGAUAUGUAAAUAUAUGCAUAAAGAUAGCCUAUGAAUAUAUUUACGCAGAUAAUUAAUAAUUAUGUAAAUAUUGUACCACGUACUUAGUUCCUAAAUGACCCUCAUGUCCAACAGGUUGCCACCACUUUCUUGUUGUCUUUGGCUUGGCUAUUUUUUCUACAAUGAGGAAAUUCACAUCAAUCUUUGUAAACUUUAUCACAUUUACAAAGUUGGUGUGAAGAUAGCCUCCGCAAUACUCUAGCAACAACAAUGUAUGAUUGAUUUUGUACCCCAAUAUGGAUAAAUAUGUAACAUAAAUAUUAACUUAUUUUAUAGAUAUUCCAAUAUUCCUCCUUUUCUUGUAAUGUUUGCUGCUUUUUAUAAUUGUGAUAAUGUACAGUUUUAUUGUUUGUAUAAAAUGAUUAGCUGCUGUAAGAAUAUAUAAGUAACGUAUUAAAUAGUAGCUUAUAUUAGCUGAUAUUUGUUGAUAGUUGAAUAAAGUUUACAAUACAAUACAAUACAAUUUAAAAUGAUAAAUAAAGAGAACUACAUGUACAAACAGUUUAUAAAACAAA
Molecule: messenger RNA, 3514 nt
Organism: Folsomia candida
Lineage: Eukaryota; Metazoa; Arthropoda; Collembola; Entomobryomorpha; Isotomidae
Product: mannosyl-oligosaccharide glucosidase
Exons: 11
Coding region: 303-2930 (875 amino acids)
Biological process (GO): protein N-linked glycosylation; oligosaccharide metabolic process
Cellular component (GO): endoplasmic reticulum membrane
Molecular function (GO): Glc3Man9GlcNAc2 oligosaccharide glucosidase activity
Source: RefSeq, a predicted model, not a curated record